GCCCCACCUCCUGUCGGUUCCAACCUGGGUGGAGUGUCCGUGGGGAAAGACAAUGGACGGAAGUCUUUCUCCGUGUUCUGCCACCAGCCUGGCCCCCUUAUAAACCGGCGUCCUCUCUCGAGGGCACACCAGUGGGAGAGCAAGAUGGGCCUCCUGCGGACUCCGCUGUCCCUUUUGCUCCUCCUGCUCAGGGAGCCUGCCUGCCUGAGGACUGAGGACCACCCCCGCUGUCCAGGUAGGGUCCUAGGCUUCACUAGCCUCAAGGAGCAGGUGGCAGUUUGACAACCUGGGCUCUGCAAAUAGAUGCAAAGAGUGCAGAGCUUGGAAAGCUCUUGGAGAACCCAGGGAACUGGAAGCCAGCAAAAUUGUCCUCCUGCCCAGCUGUCCUGGAGCCCCAGGGAGUCCUGGGGAGAAAGGAGCUCCAGGCCCUCAAGUUACCGACAGUGGAGGGAGCAGCUGGGAUUGGACUUCUGGCUGCAAAUCCCUGUUGCUCCGGCCCUGAGUGUCGAGUGGGACUUACAGCAUCUCUGUCUCUGGAUUUCAGGGCAGCCUGGACCCCCCGGCCAGAUGGGCCCCAAGGGCGAGCCAGGAGAUCCAGCGAACCUGCUCCGGUGCCAGGAGGGUCCCAGGAGGUGCCAGGAGCUGCUGAGCCGAGGUGCCACCUUGAGCGGCUGGUACCACCUGUGCCUCCCUGAAGGCAGAGCCCUUCCUGUUUUUUGUGACAUGGACACCCUGGGAGGUGGUUGGCUGGUGUUCCAGAGGCGACAGGAUGGCUCCGUGGAUUUCUUCCGCUCUUGGUCCUCCUACAAAGCAGGCUUUGGGAGUCAGGAGUCCGAAUUCUGGCUGGGGAAUGAGAAUCUGCACCAGCUGACUCUCCAGGGUACCUGGGAGCUGCGAGUGGAGCUGGAGGACUUUGAUGGCAACCGCACCUUUGCCCACUACGGGCCCUUCCGCCUCCUUGGAGAGUCGGAUCACUACCAGCUGGUGCUGGGCAAGUUCUUAGAGGGCACUGCCGGGGACUCCCUGAGCUUUCACAAUGGGAAGCGCUUUUCCACCUACGACGCUGACCACGACACAACGGAGGGCAACUGCGCGGUGACGGUCCAUGGCGCCUGGUGGUACGAAGCCUGCUAUCAUUCUAAUCUCAACGGACCCUACGCGACGUCCCCCACCACUGCCCACAAGUACGGCAUUGACUGGGCCUCAGGCCUUGGCGUGGGCCACCCUUACCGCAGGGUUCGACUCAUGCUUCGCUAGGGCGCCCUGGCAACCAGCACUCUUAUCUCUCCGGAGCAGCUUCCGGAUGCUCGGCUACUUCUCCCCCUGGCUAACUGCCUCUGCUCUCCCGUCCACAUUUUAAAAUAAAAUCAUUUUAACCCUU
Messenger RNA from Myotis daubentonii (Daubenton's bat), 1381 nucleotides. RefSeq names its product ficolin 3 (gene FCN3). NCBI's taxonomy places the organism in Eukaryota, Metazoa, Chordata, Mammalia, Chiroptera, Vespertilionidae. Gene Ontology annotation, biological process: complement activation, lectin pathway. The record is from RefSeq and is a predicted model, not a curated record. Gene Ontology annotation, molecular function: carbohydrate derivative binding; antigen binding; signaling receptor binding.